This is a messenger RNA of Siniperca chuatsi (mandarin fish), 5460 nucleotides long. It is a transcript of the gene klf12b, whose product is annotated as Kruppel-like factor 12b. The transcript is spliced from 6 exons. Bases 295 to 1386 code for a protein of 363 amino acids. The record is from RefSeq and is a predicted model, not a curated record. Gene Ontology annotation, molecular function: DNA-binding transcription factor activity, RNA polymerase II-specific; RNA polymerase II cis-regulatory region sequence-specific DNA binding. Gene Ontology annotation, biological process: regulation of transcription by RNA polymerase II. NCBI's taxonomy places the organism in Eukaryota, Metazoa, Chordata, Actinopteri, Centrarchiformes, Sinipercidae.
AGUUCUCUGUGCGCUCCCAUUCAUUUCCUGAGAACUGCCUGAGCCGAGCAGCUGAGAGGCAGAAGGGGAGGGAGCUGCUCACUCACAUACACUCACACUCACACUCACACACACACACACACACACACACACAUUAUCACACACACAUACACACGUACAUACACGCAGAGUGAGAGGAGAGAAGAAGAGAGGAGAGGGAGAGGAGGAGAGGAGACAGAGAGGACUGUAGAAAGGAAAACAGUCUCCUAGUCUCCACGGCUCUGCAGCUUCUGACAAGGCAGCCUAAGAAACAGGAUGUUAAUGCUUGACGGAAUGCCUGCAGUCCGAGUCAAAGCUGAGCCCCUGGAAUCGGAACAAGGGUCACCUAAAGUGCGCCCUUAUUCUGCGAUGGACGGCGUCCCCUUCUUCCUCAGCAGAGUUAAACCCGAACCUCCAGAAGACCUGCUCGCUCACGACCUGCACUUCCACACACAGACCGAGCCUGUCGACCUUUCAAUCAACAAACCCCGCCCCUCCUUUUCAUCCACCACCCCUACCACCACCUCAUCAUCUUCCCCUCUCAGAUCCGCUUUCUCCCCAUCUUCUUUAUCGUCGUCAUCCUCCUCCUCCUCCUCCUCCUCUCCAUCGGUUAUCACCUCAGCCUCAUCGGUGCUCACGCCAGGCCCUCUGGUUGCCCCCGGAACCGGGGUGAGAGGUCAGCCGUAUUUGCACAUCCUGCACUCUGUGCCGCCGCCUCCAUCCAGCCCUCUGAGCCUGCAGGGAGCAGGGAAGCUGGCCAGCCAUGUUCACCGCAUCCCAGUUGUGGUACAGUCGCUGCCCCUCAUGUAUACCACUGCCGUUCGAUCAUCGUCCAGCCUCAACAACGCCAUCAUGCUACCUCUGCUGGAAGAGGCCAAAAGCCAGGGCAAAGCACACAUAGACCACAACGGCUUGUCGCCAAGGCAGAUCAAAAGUGACAGCGAUGACGACGACCUACCAAACGUGACCUUGGACAGUGUUAAUGAGACCGGCUCCACUGCGCUGUCUAUAGCCCGCGCCGUACAAGAUUCCAUGUCCCCGUUCAGUAUUGACAGCAUACGGCGCCCCCGGAGGUCAGAGUCACCAGAUUCCAAAAAGAGAAGAAUCCACAGAUGUGACUUUGAGGGCUGCAAUAAGGUGUACACCAAAAGCUCCCAUUUAAAAGCACACCGGAGGACGCAUACAGGGGAAAAGCCAUACAAAUGCACCUGGGACGGUUGCACAUGGAAGUUUGCCCGCUCUGAUGAGCUGACGAGGCAUUACAGAAAACACACAGGGGUGAAGCCCUUCAAGUGUGCAGACUGUGACCGCAGCUUCUCCAGAUCUGACCACUUGGCCCUGCACCGACGGAGACACAUGCUGGUGUGAAUCAGACGGAGAGCGAUAAAGAGAGAGAGAUUAAUGGAACAGACACACGCGCACACAGAUAUACACACACACACACACACACACACACACACACAUAUACACACACACUCACAGGCAGCCGGGGAGCGGGAUCUCCCUAUGAAUGUUUUUCAGCUGGCCUGGAUGCACACACAUACACACACAUAGACGCACACAUACACUCUCAUCCGUCAUGAGGAGAGAAGAUGGAGAGGUGCACAGAGCUUGUGGAGCACAAAACAGGGUCACUUCUGGAUCCUCUUUGGGUUGGAAGGAAUAGACGGCAGGAUCUGUUAUUGUCAUUGUUUGGAGUAUAAUAGGGAACUGUCUUUUACAGCACUGUUUGUAAAUGUUUCACUUUGAUUUUUAAGAUGAACUCGCACUCUUUAUUUGGACAAAAAAUAUAUAUAAUGCAAUCGCAACUGUAUCUUUUUGGUAUCUUUCUUUUCAUUAUCGUUUUAAUGGCUGCUUUUCCAGCAUUCAUAAUGUGAAAGACCCCAUUGUAUGGAAUAGAUUUCCUGUGUGAGCAGAAAGAAGUUAAGCCUGGACUGGAACACAGGAAACGACUUGGGCCUAGUUGGAGUUAAAGGCAGUAUUGUUGCGCCGUGCCUCCCUGUGAGUCUGAUUUGUGACCAGCAGAGGGCCCCAUUUCACCACGGAUGGUUUCCUUUGCCUGCUGGAGCUUGCUGUUCUAUCCGAGGCAUGCCAUAUAGAAGAAAAAAUAGGGCUGGACUUUCACCUUUCUCAUAGCCAGCAAACAAUAAAUGACAUUAACUCAAACAGCCACAACCUGAAUGGAUCAACCUCAUCAACACAUCUGCUUUUUCAGAUGUUCAUUGCUUUAUUUCAAACAAGGAAGAUUGGACAUGCAUAUCAUCACACCAGCUAAGAAACACACCGUUUUAUGACCCACUCACAGGGCUGGAUAGCCCCAAAUCUAUGAAAAAUCUAUCAAAAUCAAUGAUAUUCUCUAUGUUGAGCCUCUUGAAAGCAUUUUCUUAACAAAAAGUCUUUGGUGGAUUUAGUGCUGUGAUUAGCAAUCAGUAAAGUGCAAUCUUAAGGAUAAAUAUACUUUCAAUAUGACAACAUUUUGUUCAUUGAAUCUUGCUUUUUUUUAAAAUGCCUGCUUUUUGCUUAUGUUUAACUCAGAAAAAUACAACCCCUCAUGUACAGCGAACUUUGGAACAAUCAGAGGAGAUUUCCAGUAUGUGAAAAAAAUGGAGGCACCUUACAGACUCAUGCAUUCAUUCUGUCCCGAUCUAUCUGUUUCUAUUAUUCAGCUCUGUUUUCUCAGCUGGGUUUUGACAGUGAAAGGAACUUGCUUUGUGGUUUUGCACAGCAGCACUUGACCAUAAGCUGAAACUGACAUCGGCUACAGUGUUACAGGGAUAGUGUGGUACCUGAUAUACAAUACAGAAGAGCAAUACAUACUGAACAAAGAAAUGAGAGGGAACGUCAACCUCCUCUUUGUUCUGUUUGCUGAUGUCAAUACAGGAGGAGAUGUUUCUAACUGGGCCCACUCCUCCUCAGUCUGUACCACAACUCCCUCUGUUGAUUGGUUUGUAGCUCCAGCACAAGGCUCUAAUCAGAUGUGUCUCACUUAGAGUUACUCCGAAUCAUUUUAUUUUGUUUUAUGUUAUGUGUCUCAAAUACAGUCAGUCACUUGAAAUGUUCUCAACUCAGACCAGAUAUAUGUAAGAUUAUUAUCUGAUAAGAUUUGGCUAUAUAAAAUGCUGAAAAAUAGAGGAAUCACAUAUGCAUACAUACAUAGUACAUAUAUAAAAAAUACAUGCACAUGUACAUACAUGAAUACAUUAUGUGUGUACAGUAAGAAUACAUUUUUGAUGCAGUUACUGGCAGAAAUAUCUUAGAGAACAUCACUUAACCUUCAUCAGGAAAUUCAAUUAAAAAGUAUAUUUUUACAGUCAUAAUAACAGACAUUUUUGCAAGUAUUACCAAUACUCUUCAUGCUGUAUAAAACCUGCAGACAUAAACAAAGAGCAUCAGGCCAACCCAUAUUAUUUGAUAGUGAUCCUUAAUGCAUUUAUUGGACUGAAGCCAGUAAAAAUAAAUGGCAAUAGCACCUUGAAAAACAUACACUCACACACAUAACACACACUCAUGCAGAUAUAUACACACACCUGCACGCUUGCAUUGAACAACCUCACUAUCAGUAAAGUAGCCAAAUCCAGGAAGUCAUUUCCACACAUGCACCCAGUGUAUGUGACACCCCUUUGAUGUAAUAGAGAAUGGUAAUGUAUCUUAUCAUUAUUUAUGUAUGUUGUUUGCGCACAUGUCAUUAUGCCCAGUUGUAUUAUCAUUUUGGCAAAAGCAUAUCAGCACCUUGUUUGUUUAUUAGUAUGAUUUUCAAAUUGUUUUAUUUCAGAUGUCAAUUUAUAAACAAAUAAUCAUCAUCAUAUUGUAUCAUCCAUAUAUGUAUGAGAACAUUUUAUUAUUAAGGGGCACUUCAUCAUUGCAUAUAACUCUUUUUCUUUUGUAAAAAGGAUCUUUUGAAAUGUUGUAAUAUAUGUGAUAGUGAAGAUAAAACUUAUUACAAAGUUCUACAGCCUGUAUAUACAUUGGAAAAAUAGGGCUUUUGAUUAGUAGAUGCAGGAAAUACAUUUAUACAUGUAAAGUCUUUUUCAGAGACUGUAAUUUAUCUAAUUUGAUAUACAGUGAAAUGGGGCUAAUGGUAGUCAUCAUGUAAAUUAUCAUAUGUGAUGUUAUAUAAUAGUUUGCUUUCUUUGGUUUGUGGUUAAAUAAGUUCAUGAUCAAAUCAUUUUUAUUCCAAAGGCUGAACCAGUGUUUGCUAUAAUCAACAAAUUAUUUAUAUACAUUGACUGUAUUAAGGUACUCAAUUCCCUGUGUUGCUAUUUUGCUAUUCCCGGACAAGAAAUUAUAUUGAUCAAGCACAUAUCAACAACACAUGUACUCUCGUAUUCAGUAUAUGACGUUGCAUGCCUUAAUAGACCAUUUUUUGCUAAAUUCAGUUAGACUUGCAUAUGGUGUCUCCACAGGACAGGGUGUAUUAUAUUUCCCUUCAGCAUUUAUUUCCUCAUUGUAAAGCAUAAUUUUGUAACGGUAACCAGGGUCAAAGUUAUGCAAUAAUAAUGAAUAGUGCCUCAUAUUGCAAACUUGUAAUAUCAACUGCUCUGUGCAGACUUUAGAUUUCAACAUGUGUGCUCAAAUUAAUUAAUAAUUUCAAAAUGGGAAACCAUGAAUUUUGGAAAAAGCACAGACAACAUUAUGCAAGUCGGACCUCUAAUGUUUAACUGUCUUUUCGCACUGAGCCUUAUGCCAUUGUGUCAAAUGCAGCAUCCUCCCAUAACACUUUCACAGGCUGUUUAUAGCUCAUGUUAUUACUUUGCUUGCAAUAAGUCACUUCCUCUAAGGGGAACAAAACUGAGUUACAAAGGCCUCUUGAUGUUUCAGCUUCAUCACAUGAAUUCAACAUAGUGAUUCCAUGGAAGAUAAUGAGGAACUUACUCACAGGAAAAAAAUCCUGUGGCUGGAUUUCUGGCUGUAGAGUGACACCUUUGUUAAUGAAUACUGAUCUUACACUUCUCUAUCAGUUCAAUAUCUAUUUUACUUUCUGUGUAGCACAUGCUUUUGAUUUCCUGGUUUUGAAAUUUUAAGUAGUGAAGCCAAUGCCUAUGUUUCCAGUUUGCUGAUAUUACGUACAGUAAUCGUUGUUCCUGUAUUUAUGUAAAGUGAGUGUAGUGUAAAUAUAUUCAGAUCUUUUCAUUCUUACCGUAAAAAAAAAUUGUGAUAUUGCUCAGCAUCGCUUCAAAAGGGAGAUUCUUCUCAUGGAAUUCCACAUCUGUAAAAGAAAUUUUUAAUCCUGAUAUUUUUCAAAACUUCAAGAACAGGUGUCCUUUUUUUCUGUUACGCUUUUCUUUUCUCCAGGAGUUGUUUAAGUAUCCAGUCAGUGUUUUGCCUUUUUCUCUGUAUUUUUCAUAUGGAUGGAGCUGUGAAAUUAAAAUAAGUUCAAACAUAUACAUGUAUAUCAAUAUGAAUGGAGGCAUGAAGGUUAAUAAAGUUGCAUUUUGUAUGUAA